UCUUGUCCAGUCGCUUACCAGCGUGUCUGAGAUGGCCCUUUCAACUCCAGCUCAGCCGUCACCUCCUCAACCACAGCAACCGCCAUCGUCCGACAACUCAGAUCUUGAAAAGCUAGAGCGGCUUAAAAGAGAGAUUCUCGAGGGCCAGAACCCUGUAUACAAAGCUGUUCCUCAACCCGACUUUCUUGAGAGUCUCUACCUAGGUCGCUCAGCAAAGCGUCAGAAUUCUGUUCCUGCCCAUCCUGAACAGAUUGUUCCGAGUCAGUCAGAGACGAACACUGCUUUACCGUCAAAUUUGGAACAUACGAAUGGUGCAUCAACGGUGGCUGAAGUUAGUCCUUUGAUACCCUCGAAAACAUCUGAGGAAAAAGAUCGCACAGACAAAGAGGUCGGAUCUGAGGCUCCUACAUCAACCCAAAGUGCACAGGCUAUGAAUGAGGGGAGUAACUCGGCAGUCGUUGAAUUCAUUAGUCCUGUGAAAAGGUCCCCUUCGACGCCUCAAUUUGAACCGAAAGUUUCUAGCAUUGAUCAUCAUCCUUCCUUUUCUUUGGGAACGGUUUCUCAGGAUACUUCAAAACCUCCGCUUGACGGAUCUCUGGAUUCCACAAAGCUCAAAUCUGACAUGGCCAGUCAGUUAGCUGUCUUGUCGACAUCUGACAAUGUCCCUGCCCGAUCAUCUGCUGAAAAGUCUCCAGUAACUUCUGUUCCACUCGGGAAAGCUGUUUUCACAAGCGAUCCGCCUUAUGAUCCCAAGGAAAGCUUGCGGAACACGGAAUUUAGUGCUUUUGCUGACUACAGGAAUACGCAUGCUCCAGGUCGUUAUGACUCAAGUUCGUUUGCUUCGCCGAAUGACACUUCUCCGGAGGGCACCCACUAUGUGGGAAGACAGCGAAACUAUGGCGCAGAAUGGGAUGAUCGCUUUAAUUAUCGGUACGCUGACGGUUACUCCAGCAACUACGGUGCCAAGCAGUUCUCUGCGUCGGGUGUCGAUUAUGAGGGUGCACAUUUCCAAGACAUCAAGCGUCAGGACACCGGGCAAUCCUACGAUGACCGUACGGACGGCGACCUGCGACGUUUCGUACCCGGUUUCCCAGAUCGGUCUGUUAGACCUGCUGAGAACUGUCCUCUAACAAGUGAACAAACUUCUGGUUUGAUCAACAGCGUUGAUGUCACAAAGGCAGCAAGCAGGGCGGCAUUUGUACCUAACACGACAGCUGCGCCACUGAGCUCUCAAUAUGCUCCCGCUGAGGGGCAACUAACUCGAAACGCAAAGUCAAAUACUUAUGAUCAAUCGGCCCUCAAAGAAUCCAGAUUGGACAUGGAUGGCAGACUUCUCUCCUCAAACGAUACUGGUCGCCAGUCAUCUAUGGACUACACAUCUCAUCAAGAAAAUAUUCAGGCUAGUGCUCUUGAAGGGCGUAUCGGGGGACGUGCUCCUCCUCCGCUGGAAGAUAGGAUUGGUAUCCGCAUUCCCUUGGAAGAAAGGAUCAGUUCACCGCCUGAUGGUACGCCAGCGCAACCGGCUCCUAUGAAGCAGGAAGGUCUAUUCCUACCCCCUUAUCGUUUGUUCGUCCUCGGGCUGGUGAUGAAAAAGUUAAACCUUCACAAGCAUCCUCGCCAGCUGGUACUCAGACUGUGCAUCAACAGACCGGAACAGGCGUCAUAUAUGAGCGUCCUGACGAGAUUCUUCAACCCCGCUACUCUGCUCACGAGUCCGGGUUGCGUGCACCUUUGCAGGGAAGCCCUCAAGAGUCUCACAGUGCAGGCCGUUCAUUCAAGGGAGAGCCUAUGCUCAAGGAAAGACAAGUCGACAAUUCCACAGACCCUAGGUUGGUUCCAUCUGCUGCUUAUCGUGUAG
Molecule: messenger RNA, 1858 nt
Organism: Fomitiporia mediterranea MF3/22
Lineage: Eukaryota; Fungi; Basidiomycota; Agaricomycetes; Hymenochaetales; Hymenochaetaceae
Exons: 3
Coding region: 32-1858 (608 amino acids)
Source: RefSeq, a predicted model, not a curated record